GGCGCCACGCGGGGGCGCGCGCCGGAGGCCCGCAAGCGCGGAACGCCGCCGCGAGCCCCCCAACUCGCACACGAGCUCGCGAGCACCCGCGUGCGCAACGCCUCCCGGAAAGCCUCCACCAAGUUUCCGAGCCCACUGCUCCCGCCCCGAGCCUCGGGGACGGGGCGAGGCCUCCCGGGGCGGAGCCCAAAGGGAACUCAGUGCCUGCGCCCUCUGCUGGAGAAAGCGAGAAAUGGAAGGAAAGAGUAUCUAAAGUAUGAUGGAGUUAAGUAAACAGGCAUUGACCUUCUGCUUGCUCUGUUCAGGACAGCAAGAUGCCACCUAAAACCAAAGGAAAGGGAAGAAAAGCCGGGGCACGGAAGAAGAAAAAGAACUCAAGUCCUGGUGUGGAGGCUGAGGCCAAGCACAGGCUGGUGCUGCUAGAGAAAGAGCUGCUUCAGGACCGAUUAGCUCUACAGAAGGAAGAGGCUCACCGAGCCAAGGCUUCCGAAGACAGGCUGAAGCAGAGGUUACAAGGGCUGGAAGCUGAACUGGAAAGAACCCAAAGGGAAGGGAAGGCCGUAUAUGUGGAGAUGAGCCGCCAGCGUCGAGCCCUGCAAGAGGAGCUGGGGACCAGAAGCAAGCUGCUGGAGGAGGAAGUGAGAGGUCUAAGGGAGCAGCUAGAAACGUGCCAAAGGGAGGCUAAGACAGCAAAGAAAGAAGCUGAACAAGCCCUCAAAAAGCAAGAUGGAACCCUGGCUCAGCUUCGUGCCCACGUGGCAGACAUGGAGGCCAAAUAUGAGGAAAUCUUGCAUGACAACCUGAACUGUCUAUUGGCCAAGUUGAGAGUGGUCAAGCCUCAGUGGGAUGCAGCUGUGCUGAAACUCCACAUCAGACACAAGGAGCAGCUACGGCAAUUUGGUCUCAACCCCCUGGAUCUUUGAAGCUACUGGCCUCUAAUCUAAGACCUAUCAAUAAAAUAACUUGAUGUAGAACUCAA
Molecule: messenger RNA, 979 nt
Organism: Mastomys coucha (southern multimammate mouse)
Lineage: Eukaryota; Metazoa; Chordata; Mammalia; Rodentia; Muridae
Gene: Drc12
Product: coiled-coil domain containing 153
Exons: 8
Coding region: 315-923 (202 amino acids)
Source: RefSeq, a predicted model, not a curated record